Messenger RNA from Cololabis saira (Pacific saury), 3681 nucleotides. RefSeq names its product rhomboid 5 homolog 1a (Drosophila) (gene rhbdf1a). Lineage: Eukaryota; Metazoa; Chordata; Actinopteri; Beloniformes; Belonidae. The transcript has 19 exons. Gene Ontology annotation, molecular function: serine-type endopeptidase activity. Bases 395 to 3079 code for a protein of 894 amino acids. Gene Ontology annotation, biological process: regulation of protein secretion; regulation of epidermal growth factor receptor signaling pathway. The record is from RefSeq and is a predicted model, not a curated record. Gene Ontology annotation, cellular component: endoplasmic reticulum membrane.
GAACUGACUCAGGCUCCAGCCGGCACAGAGGAACUCAGCCCCGGUCGCUUCAUGGAGCAGCGUGGGAAUGCUCUGCCCUCUCCGACCGGACAACAGCCCCAUUUCUCCUCCUCCAUCCUCACCCUGUCACCCACCCACAUGCCGCUGUGAUCGGGAGCGACCCGAGCGACGCACCGCGGCACUGGGAUCGGCUGGUGGAAAAACAUCUGCUGGCUUGGAAAGAGACGCGCGUUUCAGUGCUGCGCUGCAAUCAGGAUGAUGUGACAAAUCUGUUACCUGCUGUCCGUGGAAAAGAGAAAGGAAGACACCCAUCUCUGAUCAUUGCUUUUUACUGCCGGGGAAUCCAGUGGGCUGCUUGUUAUAAGGCUGGCAGGCCUGGGGUGGGACAGAGAACAUGGCUGAACCACGGCGGGAAAGCACCAGCAGCCUGCAGAGGAAGAAACCUCCCUGGCUCCGACUGGACAUUCCUACAGCUCAGAUGUCAUUAGACGAGCCCCCCACUUUUGUUCAGCCGCUGAAGAGGCAGGGGUUCCUGCGCAGCAUCAGCAUGCCAGGGGAGACGUCCCACCUCCAGUCUCCACCCCGUGACCUAUUUGAUACCAGACGGCCCGUGUUGCAACGUCAGUCAUCCAUUACCCAGACCAUAAAGAGCAGCAGGAGAGUGCACUUUGAGCGGAUUAACACUGUGCCCAUUAAGGGGCAGCGGGCUGCACGGCGCAGCAUCAGGAAACACCACUCUCUCUCCAGAACUCUCCUCAGGGGAACAGCGGACUGGUUUGGGGUGAGUAAGGACGGAGACGCCACCCAGAAAUGGCAGAGGAAGAGUCUGCGUCACUGCAGCCUGCGCUAUGGAAAGCUGAAACCACAGGUGAUCCGGGAGAUGGAUCUGCCCAGCCAGGAUAACAUCUCCCUGACCAGCACUGAGACCCCACCUCCGCUCUACGUCCCCGCCUCACAACAUGGGAUGCAAAAGAUCGUGGACCCACUGGCGCGUGGAAGAGCUUUUCGAAUGGUGGAGGAGGUGGACGGCUUCAGCGUGCCUCAGACUCCCAUCACCCCAGGAGCUGCGUCUAUCUGCUCCUUCACCAGCUCCCGCUCAGGUCUCAACCGGCUCCCUCGCCGUCGUAAGAGGGAGUCUGUUGCAAAGAUGAGCUUCAGGGCCGCAGCUGCACUGGUCAAGGGUCGUUCGUUACGGGAGAGCACGCUAAGACGGGCUCAGAGGCGAAGUUUCACCCCUGCGAGUUUCAUGGAGGAAGAUGUGGGCGACUUUGGUGAUGAACUGGACACAUCCUUCUUUGCCAGAGAUAUGCUAAUGCAUGAAGAGUUGUCCACAUACGCAGACGAGGUUUUUGAGUCUCCAUCUGAAGCGGCCAUCAAAGAUGCGGAGCCCAGCAGCAAGCUGGAUGAGACGGAGCUGACAGGCAGCGCCCUAGAUAAGAUGGAGCUGGAGAGAAGUCACCUCAUGCUACCUCUGGAGAGAGGGUGGCGGAAAGUCAAAGAAGGAACUCCAGGACCACCAAAGGUGCCCUUGCGUCAGGAAGUCGUGAGUGUCAACGGACAGCGGCGUGGACAGCGCAUCAUUGUCCCUGUCAAAAAGCUUUUCUACCGUGAGAAGAGGCCGUAUGGUUUGGGCAUGGUAGGAAAGCUCACAAACCGCACCUACCGCAAGCGCAUUGACAGCUAUGUCAAGAGGCAGAUAGAAGAUAUGGAUGACCACAGGCCUUUUUUUACAUACUGGAUCACCGUUGUCCAUUUACUCAUCACCAUUUUGGCUGUAUGCAUCUAUGGUAUUGCGCCGGUGGGCUUCUCCCAGCAUGAGACGGUUGAUUCUGUUUUAAGAAACAAAGGUGUGUAUGAAAAUGUCAAGUUUGUACAGCAGGAGAACUUUUGGAUCGGGCCCAGUUCAGAAGCCCUGAUCCAUUUGGGGGCCAAAUAUUCUCCAUGCAUGAGACAAGACAAGCAAGUGCAUGAUCUUAUCACAAAAAAGAGAGCUAUCGAAGGCAACUCUGCCUGCUGUGUGCGAAACGAUCGCUCUGGCUGUGUUCAAACCUCAGAGGAGGAGUGCUCGAGUACUCUGGCCGUGUGGGUGAAGUGGCCGAAGCAUCCCAGCGCUCCCCAGUUAAACAGUAAAGUCAGGCAGUACGGCUCCGUGUGCCAUCAGGAUCCCAGGAUAUGUCUGGAGCCCGCCUCAGUGUCGCCUCAUGAAUGGCCUGAUGACAUCACCAAGUGGCCAAUUUGUACCAGGUACAACACAGGUAACCACACCAACCUGCCUCAUAUCGACUGCACCAUCACGGGCCGACCCUGCUGCAUCGGAACCAAAGGGAGGUGUGAGAUCACAUCCCGGGAGUAUUGUGACUUUAUGAUGGGCUACUUCCACGAGGAGGCUACUCUUUGCUCACAAGUGCAUUGCAUGGAUGAUGUCUGUGGACUGUUGCCUUUCCUCAACCCUGAGAUCCCAGAUCAGUUUUAUAGGCUCUGGCUCUCACUCUUCCUGCAUGCUGGGAUCCUUCACUGCCUGGUUUCCGUGGCCUUCCAGAUGACCAUCCUGAGGGACUUGGAAAAACUGGCGGGCUGGGUGCGCAUUUCAAUCAUUUACAUCCUCAGCGGCAUCACUGGCAACUUGGCUUCAGCCAUCUUCCUGCCCUACAGAGCAGAGGUGGGGCCAGCAGGCUCUCAGUUUGGGAUCCUGGCCUGCCUGUUUGUGGAGUUGUUUCAGAGCUGGCAGAUCCUGGCACAACCCUGGAGGGCCUUCACCAAGCUGCUGUGCGUGGUGCUCUUCCUCUUUGCCUUUGGGCUUCUGCCCUGGAUUGACAAUUUUGCCCACAUCUGUGGCUUCAUCUCUGGCUUCUUCCUGUCCUUCGCCUUCCUACCCUACAUCAGUUUUGGCCGCAUGGACCUGUACCGCAAACGCUGUCAGAUCAUCGUCUUCAUGGUGGUGUUUGUCGGUCUCUUCUCAGGCCUCGUGGUGCUCUUUUACGUCUACCCAAUCAAGUGUGAAUGGUGCGAAUUGCUCACUUGCAUCCCCUUCACAGACAAAUUCUGUGAGAAGUAUGACCUCAACGCCCACCUCCACUGAAGUUCGAGCACAGCAGGAAGGCAUCAGAUAGAUAGAUGUGGACUGGCAGGGGAUGGUUUUCCCCUUCUCUGUGAAAUAAAACGAUGUGGAUGUGUUCUUUUACUCUGUCAUUAUGAAUACCUUCCCCCCUCAUCAUAAGGACCUCCUUUUCCUUGCUUCCCUGUUCACAAGCGGUCGUAUUUACUCCUCAGUGUCCAGUGAAACAAAGCUACGGCACUUCAGAAACUUAUCAAAGCGCUCAGCCCUUUACACGAGAGGCAGAAGUUAAGAGAAGCCGGCGCUGGUACAGAGGAAAGGACCAUUUUCUACAUUCACAAUCCAGAUAGUUUUUAUUGUUAUUCAGGCAACCUCAUACAGAAGCAGGGACAAGAAAUAUCAAUACCUUUGGUGCCUUGUUGUUAAAUGUACCAACUACUGCCAUAUUUUUGUUACAUUAUGCUGAGCACUCGAAUGUCUCCGUUUAUUUGUUUAUUGCUUCUCAAGAAGUGAUCAUUGUUUUGAACACGGUAGUGUUUUAGCUACCUGUCUACACACAUGUAACUGAAAACAGUAAAAAGAAAAAAAAAUUCUGCAAAAUAAAAAAGGUCUCCUACUUUUUUUUU